Molecule: messenger RNA, 384 nt
Organism: Quercus lobata
Lineage: Eukaryota; Viridiplantae; Streptophyta; Magnoliopsida; Fagales; Fagaceae
Product: phospholipase D alpha 1-like
Exons: 1
Coding region: 1-384 (127 amino acids)
Biological process (GO): phospholipid catabolic process
Cellular component (GO): plasma membrane
Molecular function (GO): D-type glycerophospholipase activity
Source: RefSeq, a predicted model, not a curated record
AUGGAUGGUUCCCGGGAUACAGAGAUUGCCAUGGGAGCCUAUCAAACAUUCCACCUAUCCACUAGGCAGCCAGCCAGGGGACAAAUCCAUGGCUUCCGGAUGGCAUUGUGGUACGAGCACUUAGGCAUGCUAGAUAACUCCUUUCUCCAUCCAGAAAGUGUGGAAUGUGUCCAAAGAGUGAACCAAAUUGCCAGAAAGUAUUGGGACCUCUACUCUAGUGAGGCACUGGACCAUGACUUGCUAGGCCAUUUGCUUAGUUAUCCCAUUCAUAUCACUGAAAAAGGAGAGGUCAAAGAGCUACUUGGGAUAGAAUUCUUCCCAGAAACAAAGGCUAAAGUUCUUGGAUCCAAGUCUGAAUUACUACCUGCAAUUCUCACCACUUAA